Molecule: messenger RNA, 5303 nt
Organism: Clarias gariepinus (North African catfish)
Lineage: Eukaryota; Metazoa; Chordata; Actinopteri; Siluriformes; Clariidae
Product: KIAA1549-like a
Exons: 23
Coding region: 282-4169 (1295 amino acids)
Source: RefSeq, a predicted model, not a curated record
GAGACGUGUGUGUGUGUGUGUGUGUGUGAUUGUCAGUGUGUUGAGGAUGAAAUGCGCCUUUUACGCACUGAAAUGACGCUCAGUGGGAAGGCGGCUCGGUUAGAAACAGACUCUCUGCCUUAACACUGCCUUUAAACUUUAAACCCAUGCUGGCUUUCUGAAACCCGGCGCACUCGGACUCGGACCCGGACUCCUCGGUCUCACACGCCGGAGCGGACACGUCCCCGAUCCAAUGCGCGUUUCGUUACUGCGCGUCCAGGCCCGCACGCCAACACGUUCACAUGGCCUCGAGAGAAGUGCCUGUGGUGGGGAGCCGUGGAGCGCCGGGGUGCUGGAGGAACAGGAGGAGGCGCCCGGAGCGCUCGGUGUGGAGCCGCCGGUGUGUGCAGUGCGUCGGGAUCAUCACCACCCUGCUUCUCCUCCUGCAGCCUGCGUCCGCCAGACACGAUGAAGGCAAGAUCGAACCAUCAAAGCGCUCUGCUACAUCGCCAAGUCCCACUUGGUCUUCAAACGUUUCCUCGUCUCUGUUUCCGCUAAAAGAAGAUGAAGAUUCUGUCCUGCAAUCUCACUCUGCACCAGCAGAGGCAGUGUCAAGCACCAGAGAGCAGGCUGUCUUUUCCUCCGUGCUGACAGUGAGGGCCAACUCGGACUCGCUGGUGCAGUAUCCCGCCUCUCCUCAUUCAAACGCUUACAAUCUUACCAAUCACAAAAUCCAGGAGGAUCCACCGGCUAAAGCUCCACAAGCCCCAACCAAGAGUGUGCUAAGCACCGUGUCAGAAGAGACUCCAUCUACUAGCCCAGGGCUUCCCACAGCACCCGGUCCCACUAACUUAACAGUAGAGGAGACAGAACCUUCUCGCACAGAUCAUGUGACCAGCCCAUCCUCCACCUCCACCGAGCUAUCCAAUGGUACUUCUCCAGGGACAGAAAAAUUUGGAAACACCUCAGUCAGCCCUCCAAACCCUGAUACUGUGACCAGUGACAACCUCCAGCUCACCACGGUGACCACCACAACGACCACGCCCUUAACUGUGACUGACAUGACUGUGACUCUGCCCAGUACGAAUCCCUUGACGACUGAGGUUCUUACCACAAAAGCUCCAACCACGACCACUGCCGAAACCACAACCGUUGCGACGAUGCCUUCGACAACACCGACAACUACAACUACUACAACAACAACAACAACUACUACUACUACUACUACGACCACACCACCGACAACGACUGCUUUGCCAACUACAACAACUCAAAGCUCCACUGUAGCUACACCUAAAACCACAACUACUGAGCAGAGCACUACCACUGAGAGUUCACCUCCAUCAUGCAACAUCACAGAGAGGCUGUUGGUCCGAACAGUUCUGUCUAUCCAGAUGAAGAGGAAUUAUUUGGAGAGUGGACUGAGGCAGAGCUUGGUGAAAGGUCUGACCCUGGCACUACAGAAGGCCUUUAAUGACUCAAACAUUCGCAUCCAGCUGGAGCGUGAUGUGUGCACACCCUCCAACGUCACCCUGGGAUAUUACGUCAUGAGCGAGAAAACAGUGUUUGUGGCAGCAGCAGUGGUGGAGACUCUGACCUCCUAUGGCUUUGAUAAGCUCCUGAGUGACCUCAGACAGCACGCACCCGUGGUGUUGGCCGUCCCCAUCCCUGUAGCUUCCUGGCAGUCUGCUCCGGGCAUCCAUCUGCAACUCAAAACGGUUCUCAGGUUUGUGAAUCCGACAGACAACAUCAAGUCGUGUGGGUUCAUCCAGGUCAUGGAGCAGCGUUUAAUGAAUGUGUUCUCAGAAGCUCAGGAGAAAGUGGAAGACUUCUAUGGAAAUCUUUCAGUUGAGAUUUUAAACACCUAUCAGACAGGAAACUCUCUGGCCGUAUCCUUGGUGUAUGUGGUGUGGAACGGCAGCGUGGCGCUGAACGGCACCGUGGCGAGCGCGCUAAUUAACCAGCUGAGUGCGGAGCUGGUCGGAUAUUUCCUCUUCUUCCCCCCCAUGAUCAUUGCUGAGCCGCUCGAGUACCACAACCUGAACACCUCAGUGGCCACGAGGGAAUACUGGGUAAUAACAGUAAUUCAAGAUGUCGACAGUUCCUCGCUGGAAGGCAGUUAUCAGAGCUUUGCUAGUCUGAUGGAGCAGCGUUUAGCAGAGCUCUUUCUUGUCGUUGGCCGUCACGGCCUCAGGAUCAAACGAGCCACCACCGUCAGUAGAUACACGGUGCAGAUGGUUUCUAUCCGGCGCCUACCCGGACCUAAGAACCCAGCCGAGAUGACCUACUACGUCCAGGUGGAUGGAGCUCCAAUAGCUGGCACAUCUGCAGCCAAAACCCUAAACAUGGUCGACUCCCAGACCAUGGCCCUCACACUGGGUUACUUCGUCCAGGUUCAAGCAGAGCCUGUAGUGAAGAGUGUACCCAGCAACCUCUGGAUCCUGGCUGUUUUGACGCCGGUGUCGUUGGUGAUUGUCGUGAUUGUCAUGGCGGUCGCGAUAAUAUGCAGGAGAAACCGCAACGUCUUCAAGAGCAGCGCGUUCCGUGGGUUCCAUCCACGCACCAAGACCUCGUAUCGGAGAGACGGGAGUUACCACCACCAGCCGGUGCAGGGUUUUGACUAUGCCAAACAGCACAUGGGCCAACAGGGUGAAGAGACACUUGCUGUCACUAAAGAGACCCUCGUCCUGUCUCUCCCUGUCCGAGACGCUCCACUAACACAGGACAAAGGCGUCCUACAGGAUGGGACGGCCUCCAAAAGACCGCAGUCUACAGACAUCCACCGCAGCAAAUUGCCGAGCGAGGACGGCUCGGUUUCCAGCAACGGCUCGGCGAAGCUGAACACUGGCAGGAGCUCGUCUGCGCACAGAAAUACAGGUCAGAAAGCAGCAAAGGAGGAGACGCAUACGAGGACUGAGCAUUAUGACUCUCUGACUGGCUCACUGAGGCUCAUCAGCAUCAAGCCUAUGGCUGCUCCACUUAACUUCUCAUACCCUGACUCCUCGAACCAUAGCCAAGACUCUGUCAUACUCAACGGAGAGGUAAACAUGGGCUUGAAACAGAAGUCAGACAUCGAGCACUACAGAAACAAACUGCGUCUGAAGGCGAAGAGAAAAGGCUACAGCGACGGGCCGAAUAGCAGCGGAGGACACCGACACAGCCAUCGAGACAGACUGAGACGUGAAAACGCUUCGUUAGACCUGGAGGACACUCGGGGACCUGCGGAGGACAGAAAUCCGUCCACUUACGUCAAAUACCGCAGGAGUGAGAGUCAGAGGGAACCAGCGUACUGGAGCAGGCAGUCUUUAAACACGCCGAGUCCUGUGGAGACUGAGCUGGAUCUGUUGGUGAUGAGGGAACGCGCCAGGAGGGGCAUCCGCAACAGCGGCUAUGACGCUGAGCCAGAACCUUUUGAAGAGACGGACGUGGACCGCCUCAUGAGCUCCCUGGGUUUUGGAGGCAGUCACCACGUUAAAGGUCACUCGGACUCGUCCACUCUCAGCUCUCAGCCCUCCAUCGACGAGGUUCGGCAGCAGAUGCACCUCCUGCUGGAUAAUGCAUUCGGUCUGGCUUCGGCCGAGCCGUCUGGGCGCGGCCACCCCCAGCACCACUCCCGGCACGGCCCCCACCCGCCAUACCCCCCUCCUCAGAGCGGUCCCUAUGCUGACGGCGUGACUAGUGCCCCUGGCACUAUGGACCACCCGGCUGGAGCGCUGCAGCGUGGGCCGUCUUUCGAGCCUGAAAUGCACCAAUGUAGUCUCCCCAAGCCUGGCUUCAGGUUCACGCAGCUACCCGACAUGGGUCUGGGCUCGCCUCCACCUCUCAUAUCAGCUCGAACAGGAGCACCACCUGGAGCGCCAGUACGGCGAUCGACACCGGACAUGAGUCUGAAGCCGCGUGUCUCUGAGGCUUCAGAGAUGAAUCAGCACAACGGCGCCCCCUAUCUGCCAAUUAAUCGAGCUCCUUUCCCAGCUGUCACAGUCGAUCAGUCCAUGUCGAGCUACUCAGGAAACCCAAUGACAGCCGUUUAUGCCAUAUCAGCCAACCGGCCCGGCUACUCCGACUACUUUGUCCUGUCACCUCCGUCAUCAUACCGCAGCCCCUCAUGGAUGUCAUACCCUCCAGAGCCGGAUGAUCUCCCACGCCAGUGGGGUGACACGAACCCAUGUCAUUUGGAGACCAUCUGCUGAGCUGAAUGGGCUGACUGGACACAGCAGUGCUCCUGGGGUUUUGUACAGUAACAAAAGAAACACCUUGAUCACCACAGCAGCCCAAACCCGUCCUGGUUCCAUGGCCUGCAGGGCCGCUCGAGCUGAGCGGGUCCAAAACACCCAAAAAGGCCCAGAAGCCCUGAAAGGCACGAGACCAGGCCCAUCAGUCACUCCACCACUCACCAGUGCUUUCACUGGAGGCUCCUUCCUCAGCCUCCCUCUCUGACACAACACCAUUAUGACCGGCCCAGUGGCCAGAAGUUUUCUUGAAGCUUUUUUUGAUCUCCUCACGGACAUGGUACUGGUGGGGUGUUUUAUCUAUGUGUGUGUGUGCGCACACGUGUGUGUGUGUGUGCACCUGUCUUUUAAACAUCAGCAUAGAAAACUUUCUUUCAUCUCGAGCGGACCUCUCUGUGUCUUUUGCUCUUAUUUUUACCGAGAGGCAGGCCUAUCGCAGGUGAUUCUUUCAUGCUCUCUAUGUAUGGCUUAUGUAAAAAAGACCUUGGUGUAAAAGAGACUGAGCAGAAAUCUGCAACUUAAAAUGACUUGUUGUACUGUAUGUAACUGUAGUCAUAAUGUGAGUCUUUUUUUUUCUCCUCAGCCGCUUAUGAAAUAGUGCGUUCGUUUGCGUCGCCUUUUGCUUCUUUCAUAUAAUGUCGAAUGACGUUAAUCGGCUCGCGAGAAACUUGAAGCAAAUGAUGUCCCAGUGUGUGGCGUGUCGUAGGACACAAACCGACGAUCCCAAGCAUUUAGCAUUAAAUAUUAAAUAGAAAACCAGUAGUGGAUUGUUUUAUGGCUAGAAUGUCAUUAGAAUUUACAUAUAUUCCUAGUCACUAUAUCACUUUGAGUUUUAUAGCAAGUACACUAUCACUAAAACAACAUAUCUAUUUUAUUGCCUUAUUUUUGAUAGCUAUUUAAAUUUCUAUAUGAAAUGAUAUCACAGUCUAGAACAUUUAUCUGCUGGAGUGCGCAGGAUAUGCCAAAAAUAUGAAUUAAUGUGGAAAAAGUAAAUAAAUAUUAAAAAUUUAUUAUUAUGCAAACUGAAAUUCCACUUUAACUCAACUGAAACAUUUUUAUAAUAUUUAUGACCGCAUCAGUCAAAAAAGUUGGAAC